GUGUGUCUCUCCAGGGGGUGGCACCGGGGACAGCCCUGCCCCGGGCGGUGGGACACAGGCACGGAGGGCUCCACGGGAACCGGAGCCGGUGCCCUCCGUGGGGCUGCAGCCGGGGCUCUCUCCCCCCAAUCCCCUCUUGCAGUGUAGGGGGUGUCCUGCAAAUCCCUCCGGAGCGCAUCCCUGCCGGCACCCUGCGAUGGCCCCGGGACCUACUGCCUUCCCGCAGCCAGCCAGAGAGGAGAAGCCAGUGGGGACGGCCAGGAAGGGAAACUAACCCCCCAUCCAUGGCACGGGGCAACUGGCCGGGGCUACCGGAGAGCAGCCCAGCCCCAGGGGCCUGCAGCCAUCCCUCGUGCCCCCGCCACGUACAGCGCUGCCUAGGAGGCUCCCGGUGAGCCCCAGCCAUGUAGGUGCAGCCCAGGGCUCUGCCGAUGGCCACUGUCAACAUGCAGCAGGGCUACACGGCCGUCCUGUGGAUCCUGGCUGUGCUGGGAAUGGAGGCCACUGCGCUGGGUGAAUGCGAGCUCACCCGCCUGCUCCAGGACAAGCUGCAGUAUGAGAUGCGCCUGCAGUACAUGAAGCACUACUUCCCCAUCAACUAUGUGGUCCAGGUCCAGUACGAGGAGGUGCUGCGGCCAUCCAACAUCACCCGCUUGCGCAAUGGGACAGUGUCGGAGGUGGCACUGCGGUACCUCUGGUUCCACGUGAGCUCCCAGGCUGUGCUGCGGAUCCGCGAGGUGCUGCCAGAGAAGCACCCAUCCUGGAAGUACACACAGGAGCUCUGCCAGCUCUUUGAUGCCCUGGGCAAGGAGUACAGCAAGUACCAGCAGUCAGACGUGGAAGAGGUGGUGGCUGACCUGGUGAAGCUGAUACACAGCGCAGGCGUGGAGAGCCGGAAGAAAGCCGUGCGCCCCAAAGCACUGCUGGACAACUGCCUCAAGGUCAUGCGGAUGCUUUACGGGGCACCCUGUCAGUGGGAGUCCACCUAAUGCUGCAGAAGACCCCUUGCUUGAUGCCUUCUCCUUGCCCUAGAGCUUGGGAUGCUGCUUCUGCUCUGCCUCCCCAGCAGAUCCUUUUUGGGUUCCCAAAGAAGGAUAAAAGGGGGAAAAAACACCACCCCUUCCAGGACUGUGGGACUGCGCACAGCCAUGGGGUUGACCCCAUCCAAAAUGCCAGUCACCUUCUGCAGGGGUGUGGGCUGGGGGGGGUUGGACAUCACCCCGUUUCUCUUGGUUUGUAUUUUUCCCUCAGCUUUCGUUAAACACCAGUUAAUUCUCUAGCUUUACAGCUUCCAACCAGGUCCCAGGAUCCUCCAAUCUUACCCAAAAUAAAGGACCAGCAGAGAACAACA
Molecule: messenger RNA, 1351 nt
Organism: Pezoporus flaviventris
Lineage: Eukaryota; Metazoa; Chordata; Aves; Psittaciformes; Psittacidae
Gene: IL34
Product: interleukin 34
Exons: 6
Coding region: 432-989 (185 amino acids)
Biological process (GO): positive regulation of protein phosphorylation; positive regulation of cell population proliferation; positive regulation of monocyte differentiation
Molecular function (GO): macrophage colony-stimulating factor receptor binding; cytokine activity
Source: RefSeq, a predicted model, not a curated record